Monoraphidium neglectum is the source of this 937-nucleotide messenger RNA. RefSeq lists its product as hypothetical. NCBI's taxonomy places the organism in Eukaryota, Viridiplantae, Chlorophyta, Chlorophyceae, Sphaeropleales, Selenastraceae. The annotation marks the transcript as partial. The record is from RefSeq and is a predicted model, not a curated record. The transcript is spliced from 7 exons.
AUGCUUUUUGUGGCCUCAUGUGUGGCGCAGUUCAACGCCACGGCGCCGGGGGCUGCACAGCCUGGCGCCGCCAACGAGACGCUGGUCAGCGUCGACCAGCCUAUUCCCAGCUUUUUCGCCAUCAGGUCCUGCGUCCCCUUCAGCAUCCUGGUACUGCCCUCCAAGGCGCCCCCCGCCGGCGCGCCCGGCAGCCCCGGCGCCAACGCCAGCGCCGCAGGCGCGGCGCGCGUGCUGUUCAACGCCAGCGGUGACGUCAUCAACGGCACGAACGCCACCGUGGCUGACGGCGUGCUGGCGAUCCAGCUGGCCCACGGCUUUGAGACGCACCUGCCGAUCCAGCUGAUCGUUUACACCGACCCGGCCCGCCCCCUCUCCUACGCCGCCGCCUACGGCUCCGGCGACGUCGUAGUCGGCCCCGGCGCGGCCAACGGCUCCGCCUUCGAGGCGGCGGGCGGCGGCGGCGGCGGGCGCGUGAUCGCGACGGGGGUGGACGUGCAGAGGGUGGUCAUCACCAGCUCUGGGACCUCCGGCCACCACGUCCACGGUUCCUUCGACACCGCCCGCGUCCGCGCGAGCGGCAUUGGCGUCACCGGCCUCAACAGCUCGCGCCCCGCCCAGGUCGCCGCGCGGCUCGGCGGCAUAACCACCCUGGUGGCUGACGUGCCCGAUGGCAGCUCCAUCAACGGCACCGCCGACGGCCUGUCCAAGGUUGUCUAUGCGGACGGCCAGUGCAACGUGCAGUCAGCGACCCCGCUGUUCCGCUUCCCGUCCAUUUUCGGGUCGGCCCCCAUGGGCGCGGGCGCCGGGGGCGGCGGCGGCCUGUUCGACACCAACAAGUGCACCAAGGUUGCUCCCGAGGCCAUUGGCGCGCGCGCGCCGCUGCCAGCCACGACCUGGACCUGCGGCAUCAUCGUGGACGGCCAGACGUUCUGCACAG